GAGAAGAUCCGUUAGUAAAACUUAACGAAGAUAAUGACGAUGGAUAGGAUAUAUGAAUUGGAUAGGUGGAGGAUGUAGAAGAAGGUAAUAUCAAAUUGGAUAUCAAUGGGAAGUGCAUUGCCUCCACGACUGCUCAUCUCUGCUUCCCUCUCCCUCUCCCUCUCCAGAAGAAACCGAUUGUUCUCCUCCUCUUCAAAUUAUCGCUAUUACCAGUACAAAAAGAUUGGGAUCCCCACUGCCCUCCCAGCCCCGUUAACCCCAGCUGAGAGAAGAAGAGAUUACACUAGUACUGUUAAUGCUACUGUUACUGCAACUGCAAGCAAUGAAGACGAUGAAAAUCAAAAGCCAAAACUGAUCAGAAAGAUAAAUGAUGGUGGUGGUGGUGGUGGUGGUGGUAAUUCCGGUAUAAUAAUAACAUCUUGCUUGGUGGGUCUUUUGACUGGGAUAGCUGUAGUGCUGUUCAACAACGCAGUGCAUGAAAUACGGGACUUUUUCUGGGAUGGAAUUCCUUAUAGGGGUGCUACCUGGUUGAGAGAGGAGCCUCUCGACUCUAACUGGUUAAGAGUUGUCUCCGUCCCUGCUUGUGGCGGCUUGAUCGUUAGCAUCUUGAACCACCUUCAAACAACCAUUAUUACCAGUAGUAGUAGUACUACUAAUAAAAACGAUAAAAAAGGAUGGCUACAACUACCAGUGGCUGCUGUCGCCGCCGCUCCUAGUUUCUUGAAAACGUUGGCUGCUUGUUUCACUCUUGGUACUGGUAAUUCCCUUGGCCCCGAAGGUCCUAGUGUCGAGAUUGGUGCUUCCGUAGCCAAAGGAAUUGCUUCUCUCGCUGUCUUUAAUAAUCACAAUUCUAAUCAAACAAAACUUUCCCUCCUAGCUGCUGGCUCUGCUGCUGGAAUCUCGUCUGGAUUCAAUGCGGCUGUUGCUGGUUGUUUUUUUGCUGUGGAGUCGGUGUUGUGGCCAUCUCCAAGUGAUUCAAAAACAUCACUCACAAACACCACUUCUAUGGUUAUACUUAGCGCUGUCGUAGCUUCUGUUGUAUCAGAAAUUGGUCUUGGUUCUGAACCAGCUUUUAAGGUCCCCGACUAUGACUUCCGCUCCCCGAGUGAACUUCCACUGUAUCUUUUGCUGGGUAUCCUCUGCGGCUUGGUUUCAUUGACCUUAUCUAGAUGCACAUCCUUCAUGCUCUCAACUGUCAAUCAUCUUCACCGCACUGUUGGUAUUCCAAGUGCUGCGUUUCCUGUACUAGGUAGUUUGGCUACUGGCACCAUAGCUUUGGCAUAUCCUGAAAUCCUAUACUGGGGUUUUGAGAAUGUUGACAUUUUGUUGGAAUCUCGGCCAUUUGUCCAGGGCCUCUCAGCUGACCUAUUGCUUCAGCUUGUAGGAGUCAAGAUAGUUGCAACCUCCUUAUGCCGGGCCUCUGGAUUAGUAGGAGGCUACUAUGCCCCAUCCCUCUUUAUCGGUGCUGCAACUGGAAUGGCAUAUGGGAAGUUCAUUAAUAUUGCAGUUGCUCAAUCUAGUCCCACACUUCAACUAUCCUUCUUGGAAGUGGCAUCACCACAAGCUUAUGGGCUGGUUGGAAUGGCUGCGACACUUGCAGGGGUGUGUCAGGUACCUCUUACUGCAGUUUUGCUGCUCUUUGAAUUGACACAAGACUAUCGAAUAGUUCUACCACUACUCGGAGCUGUAGGGUUGUCCUCAUGGGUCACAUCUGGACAGAAAAGAAGAAGGGAUGGCAAAGGUACCACAAAACUCAAUGAGGGAAACAGGCGCCCAACUCAAGAACCUGAAAUGUCUUCCUCCGAGACAAGUGGACUGUCCUCUGAUUAUGUACUUACCGAAAAGGCACCUUAUGAAAAUAACCCUUGUGAAAUUGAAAGUUCUCUCUGCAUAGAUGAUUCUAGUAUUGAAACUGAAGUUUUCGAGAAGAACGUUUUAGUUUCAGAAGCCAUGAGAACAAGAUAUGUAACUGUUCUCAUGAGCACUUUACUCACUGAAGCAGUGAGUCUUAUGCUUGCAGAAAAGCAGUCUUGUGCAAUGGUUGUUGAUGACAAUAAUAUUUUAAUUGGUUUGCUGACUCUUGCCGACAUUGAUGAUUUUAGCAAAAUUAUAAAGUCUGAAAACAGGAUAACCAAGGAGCUUUUAGUAACUGAAUUGUGUUCCUUAGAUGGAAAAAGAUGUCAAGUACCCUGGAUCGCAAAGCCUAGUAUGGAUCUUCUCUCAGUGCAGAUCAUCAUGGAUAGGCAUGGUGUGAAUCAGGUUCCCGUUGUUUCAGAACAUAUUGAAGAUCACAAGAGGCAACCAGUAGGUCUUUUGGACAGAGAAUGUAUCAGCGUGACUUUCAGGUUUCUACACAACAUUUAGCGAAGACAGCACUUCCACUAGCUAAGCCCUAGCGACCAGAGAAUCCCUCAGAUAGCAUCCCAUGUUAGAAAGACCGGGCCUCUAUACAAGGAUGAGGAGUCAGUCUGCCUUGAUAUGAUAUUUGGCUGAUGCUAAUAGUUUCCUAGUUUUUAAUACCAGUUUGAGGCUAGCAGAGGCUGUGUUAUCGUUUUAGUGACAGUGGAGCUGGACAGCAUCAUAGAGAGAGGAAGGACCAUCCCCUGCAAUCCAUAUGCCAUUAAUUGAGUUGAGAGUAACAGCAGGAAUAGGAUGAAAACUUAACCUCUGCAAGGAUACAGUAAGGGUCCUGAAAUGACGGUGCCUGCUGUUGGAUUGUCGGUUUCUCAAACAAUGGUGGCCUGUGCUACUGGUUGGCCUUGGGGGUGCUUCAACUUGGUGCUUCUUCUUUCGGUGGCUUUUUAUCUUUUGUUUUCUCGUGGUCCAUGUCUAUCUUUGUCAUUGAAAUUUGCGUUGAUAAUCUAUCUAAGUAUACAUACUUGAUGUGAGUGCUAACCCGAUCACUGCAACAGCAAGUACAAAGUUGCUCUGCUCUGCUCUGGCUAUACCACUCAAAUCAGCUUGGUUUCC
Molecule: messenger RNA, 2970 nt
Organism: Populus trichocarpa (black cottonwood)
Lineage: Eukaryota; Viridiplantae; Streptophyta; Magnoliopsida; Malpighiales; Salicaceae
Product: chloride channel protein CLC-e
Exons: 6
Coding region: 106-2364 (752 amino acids)
Biological process (GO): chloride transport; transmembrane transport
Cellular component (GO): chloroplast thylakoid membrane
Molecular function (GO): voltage-gated chloride channel activity
Source: RefSeq, a predicted model, not a curated record